GCCCGAUCUGUCAGCGACUCAGUCGGUGUCGUCGCGGGGUACCGGAGCAGUCACAGCCGUGACUAUGAUUCAAUGCCAUGGAGGAAAAUGGACAAAUUACGGACUGAGAUUUCCGAGUACUCCUACGGAGAUUUGGACUGGACUUAAAAGGGACACAGACUUUUGACCGCUUGCAGAGAUCGGUGUUUUCCGGAUACGAACCAAGCGAAGUUACGGGAAUCUUUGUCAUCCCGGACUAAAUGAAGACAAGGGGGCCCUGACAUUUACUCAGACGUCGGGGGGAAGUUGAGCUACGUGCUAGCUAAAUUAGCACUUAGCUUCCUGUGAGCAGUUUCUUUUUAAAGUAGUGGGAAGCAGAGUUAAACCGGCCACCUGCACGUGUGUUACGGUGCCACGCGUAACACGCGACGGUGUUUUGUUCUGAACAGCUACCGCGCCUGAUGGUCCGCUUUGACAACGUUAGCACCGGUGCUAAUAGCUAAGCUAGUGGGCUAGCUUGUUGUUCCCCUGCUAAGUUAGCCACAGAGCUUUUCUGUUGGAGGGGAACAAAACGAGAGCUCAAGCCGUGGUUUCGCUGGCUUGAAAACAUCUUGGUGGAGAUAAAAUAUGCAAAGCGGCUUAGAAUAACAGUCCCAUUACAGACAAUAAGCAUGUUUUCCCUGCCCACAUAGACUUUCCUGUCCGGAUGCAGCUCCAGUUCCACUCUGAUUGCCUCCCUGCUUCAGACCUACGCUCAUCUGUCACUUAUAUGAUGUGUUUUUAUGGCUCAAGAAGGGAAUUCAGUGUGCGAUUGCAGUCAAGCCUUUUUAUAAGCUGUCAGUCAUCCGUUUAAAGUUCUCCUCACUGAUCAAACCGUUGUCCUUCUGACCGUGACUUGAUCAAUAAGCAUGAUUUUCUUCUCAGAAACACAUUUCUGGCCCCUCGCUAGUUUUUCUACCAGGACGUUUCUGUGAGGUCCUUUUAUCCUCCGCGCCACACAGAAUUUACAGGACUUUUAAAGCCGGUCGAUGGCUUAACGCGACCCAGCGUUCAGCUUCAAGUGAUCGGACCCCCGAGAAGGGGUCACCGGCCUCAGCCCCCGAUGGGAGACGCGAUGGUGAGCCAGGGCAGCCCGGUGAAGAGCUACGACUACCUGCUCAAGUUCCUGCUGGUGGGGGACAGCGACGUGGGCAAAGGAGAGAUCCUGGACAGCCUGCAGGACGGGUCGGCCGAGUCCCCCUAUGCCUACAGCAGUGGUAUCGACUACAAAACCACAACCAUCCUUCUGGAUGGGAGAAGAGUGAAGCUGGAGCUCUGGGACACGUCGGGUCAGGGAAGGUUCUGCACCAUCUUCCGCUCGUAUUCCCGCGGCGCUCAGGGAAUCCUGUUGGUGUAUGACAUCACCAACCGCUGGUCGUUCGAUGGAAUCGACCGAUGGAUCAGAGAGAUCGAUGAGCAUGCUCCUGGCGUGCCUCGUAUCCUGGUCGGGAACCGCCUCCACCUGGCCUUCAAGAGGCAGGUUCCCACGGAGCAGGCCAGGGCCUACGCCGAGAAGAACGGCAUGACCUUCUUCGAGGUCAGCCCGCUGUGCAACUUCAACGUCAUCGAGUCCUUCACGGAGCUGUCGCGCAUCGUCCUCAUGAGGCACGGCAUGGAGAAGUUCUGGAAGCCCAACCGAGUGUUCAGCCUGCAGGACCUCUGCUGCCGGGCCAUCGUGUCGUGCACGCCGGUGCACCUCAUCGACAAGCUGCCGCUGCCCGUCGCCAUCAAAUCGCACCUCAAGUCCUUCUCCAUGGCCAACGGCAUGAACGCCGUCAUGAUGCACGGACGCUCGUACUCGCUGGCCAACCCGCAGGGCGGCUCCAAGGGGAACAGCCUGAAGCGCUCCAAGUCCAUCCGCCCGCCGCAGAGCCCGCCGCAGAACUGCACCCGCAACAACUGCAAGAUCGCCUAGGCAACGAGAGAGAGAGAGGGAGAGGGAGAGGGAGAGAGGGAGAGGAGAGAGGGAGAGGGAGAGAGGGAGGGAGAGAGAGAGAGAGAGGGAGAGAGAGGGGUUGCCAUGGAUACACACCACUCUGUGGUAUUUCUUCGUGUGAGAUUUAUUUUUAACUGGUUUCCACUUGAAAAAAAGAUUUUCUUUGUGUAUUUGUCAACGAAUCCCUUCGACAGCUGAGGCUGUUUCUUCUUUUUGGCCCAAGGGUUUCUGGGAGUUGUGGUCAGAGACCAAUCCAUUUGCACACGGCUCUUAUUCUGAGAGACUUCAUCAUUGGAGCUUUAGGUCGUUGUUUCAGGAGGAAUCGACUCGUUUUUAAGCUCCAGCUCACUUUGUUCCAGUCAAAGGAUUUUGAAUUGUCUUCUUUUUAAAGACUAAAUGCUAAACUAUUUUCCGUUUCUGACAAUUUGCUGCUUUUCUGGUUUAUAUCAUUGAAUAAGGAGAAUCUUUCGGGGGGGGGGGGGUUGGAAGACUCUUACUUGGAGACUUUCACUCUUUUCUGACUGAACAUCAGAGCGCAGGAGGUGUUUGUUUGGUAGCAGCUCCGGUUUUAGGUGGAGUCUCAGGGUGGAGAUGUUUGGAUGGAGGUCAACGGUGACUCUUUGGACCCAUAGAAGUGACCUCCAUUUAUUUUCAUUCCAUCUCUGAAGCAACAAUACAAAGUGAAAACAUUUAACAUUCACUGGGAGCCAAGAGGAGGAUCUGAGAUGGGACUUUUCUUAUCUGAGUUGUUUUUGGAAGCUAAAGAGGAUCCAAACAAAUUCAUGUUUUGGCAACAACACUUAUUAUUAUUUGUAUUAUUAUUGUGUUCGUGUAGGACUUCUGGGAACGCAUGAGCUAGAUCCCACGUGCUGCAUUCGUGUUCCGUGGGAAACGGCAGCUACGAGUGGACGACUUUAAGUUAAUUGAGCUCAUUUUUGAUAAAAUGCGAUGGGUCUCCAGAAGCAGCUCUUCUUCUGUGAUCUGCACCACGCCCCCGCAUGCUGUCCCAUGAUUCAUAGCUGCUGAAUAAUAGAUGCUCCCCUCAUAGAUCUCUGGAGGUCUUCCUCUCUCUCGCUGCGGUUUGUUUCCUCUCGACUUUAUCACAAAAACAAUGAGCUGCUUGUUGUUGUUUUCGUUGGACUCGCGCGCACUGAUCCAGAGUCAUUGUGGGCAAUAAAAGAACCGGGGGGUAAAAAUGUAUUAAUAAUACACCAUUUUUAUUUGACAAUUAUCUUAAAAUGUGUGCACGUUUUUUUAUUUGUAAAUUUAUUUGAUUUUUUUAUCAGACUCACAAUAUUUCAUUUUGUAAAAGAAUGUGACAUCGUGGAAUACCCCCCCCACCUGUAAUGUCUUUAUUUACACCCACUUUAACUUGUGAUGCACACCGACCGUUAACUUGAUUCGUUCCGUUCGUCCUCGUCUCUUUCGCAGAGAUGUUUAAAUCUUAAAUCUAAUCGGACACAAACGUCUCCGUUAGCAACCGCUGGUUUCAGAUGAGUAGAAACACGCCGCUUCUCAAAGGAGCACAACAUGAAAUGUUUGACAUAAAUCUCCCCAAUGAAUGGCAGAAGCUUCUCCCUCCACGUCGUCCUUCUCAUCUCCUCUUUGCUUCUUUAAGGACUUCCUCUGUGUUUGUUGACUUGUGUUUCUCCUGAAUUAAGUCUUCUGUUUGGACAUUUUGUUUUUUUAAGGUGGGGGGGUCACUGAUGUGGAAGUAUUUGUAUAAAGAAGCCGAAUAUUGUGACGAUAACGACACAACUCGCACAAAAAAACAACACUUGUAAAACACUAUUCUGGUUUUUGGCUGAAGCUGCUGAUUGUGUGUGUGUGUGCGUGAGUGAGUGUGUGUGUGCAUGCGUGUGUGAGUGUGUGUGUGCAUGCGUGUGUGAGUGCGUGUGCGUGUGUGCGAGUGUGUGUGUGCGUGUACUUCAAACCCGAACGUUUUUCUUUUUUCUAAAUUAUUAAUUGUACAGUUUCAAGGAUUUGAAGAGUUUCGACCUUUUUCACAAUAAAACUAUUGAAUGUUGAA
Pungitius pungitius (ninespine stickleback) is the source of this 3983-nucleotide messenger RNA. RefSeq names its product RAB40c, member RAS oncogene family (gene rab40c). The transcript is spliced from 6 exons. The coding region runs from base 1082 to 1933 and encodes 283 amino acids. Gene Ontology annotation, molecular function: GTP binding; GTPase activity. The record is from RefSeq and is a predicted model, not a curated record. NCBI's taxonomy places the organism in Eukaryota, Metazoa, Chordata, Actinopteri, Perciformes, Gasterosteidae. Gene Ontology annotation, biological process: intracellular signal transduction; protein localization to plasma membrane. Gene Ontology annotation, cellular component: endosome; plasma membrane; synaptic vesicle.